UUCAGCGUUGAUUUCCCAUUUUCGCGACUCUCGCUAACGUGAAGCAUUUAUUUUAAUGUCGGAUUGGCAGAGCAUACCAUGCGUCGAAAGGCACAAAGAAUUCCUCGAGAAGAUUACUGCGAUUUUGAUCGAUUGCGCCUUCGAAAGUGUAUCCCGUGAAAAUCCAGUGUUGAGAUGGAGGGAACCAAAUCAUUUGCAAGAUAUUAUAAAUUUUAAUUUACAAGAGCAGCCCCGUAAUCAAGAUGAUCUUCUAGAGAUCGCGGCUAAAGUUUUUAAAUACAGCGUUAAAACAGGUCAUCCUUACUUUAUGAAUCAGUUAUUUUCUGGAUUGGAUCCGUACGGUUUAGUUGGACAAUGGCUUACCGAUGUAUUAAAUAGUUCAGUAUAUACUUACGAAGUGGCACCGGUUUUAACAUUAAUGGAAAAUACCGUUAUUAAAAAACUGUUAAACAUGUUUUACAAGGAUGAAAAUGGUUCUACGAUAGGAGAUGGUCUUUUCUGCCCAGGAGGUUCUUUUGCUAAUGGUAUCGCUAUCAACUUGGCACGAUAUUGGUUUAGAAAAAAAAUUCAAGAUGAUAAAAAUAUAUCAUCUACAAACUUGGUGCUUUUUACAUCCGAAGAUGCGCAUUAUUCGAUUUUGAAGUGGGGAAACGUUUGUGAUAUAGAAGUGGUUCUUAUAAAAACUGAUGAGUAUGGCAGGAUGGAUAUUAAUGAUUUGAAAAUUAAGAUAUUAGAAGAACAAAAAAAAGGAAAUUAUACAUUUUCUACUAUCGCCACUGCAGGAACAACAGUUCUAGGUGCAUUCGAUCCUUUGAUCGAAAUUGCAGAUAUUUGCGAAGAAUUUAACAUGUGGUUGCAUGUAGAUGCAGCUUGGGGAGGUGGUUUGAUAUUCAGUAGAAAACACAGUGUUCUUUUAAGAGGAAUACAAAGAGCAGAUUCUAUCUUAUUUAAUGCACACAAAUUAUUGGCAGUUCCUCAACAAUGUUCUUUACUCUUAACUAAACAUAAAAGUAUUUUUAAGGAGGCACAUUCUAAACAUGUUCCUUAUCUCUUUCAAAAAGACAAAUUUUAUCCUAUAGAUUUAGAUGUGGGAGAUAAGUAUUUACAAUGUGGACGCAGACCAGAUGUAUUGAAACUUUGGUUUAUGUGGCAGGCUAAGGGCACUUCAGGAUUUGAAAAACAUAUCGAUCAUUUAAUGAAACUAUCAGCUCUUUUUAAAGAAGAAGUGGAAAAAAGAGAUGGAUUUAAAUUAGUAACAAAUCCAUGUUUUAUAAAUGUUUGCUUUUGGUUCAUUCCAUCGACUUUAAGGAUUCAGAAUUCAAUUUACGAUUAUAAGAAAAGAUUACACGAGGUUGCACCAAAGUUAAAGGAAAAAAUGACUAAGAGGGGUAGUUUAAUGAUCAAUUAUCAAUCACUUCACGAAAAACCGAAUUUCUUUCGUUUUGUUAUUCAGAAUUCAGGAGUGGAUACACAAGAUAUUUUUUAUGUUUUCGAUGAACUGGAAAAUCUCGGAGAAUCUAUGUGAUAAUUUACAAUAUACAUAAUAAUAUUGUUAUUUGUUAAAUUAAUCUUUAUUUUAUUAUAGUAUAAUUUGUAAAAAGUAUGACAAUAUGAAAUUCUAUUUCCAUUCUGUGCUUUUUAUAG
This is a messenger RNA of Apis laboriosa (Himalayan honeybee), 1644 nucleotides long. Its product is annotated as cysteine sulfinic acid decarboxylase-like. Gene Ontology annotation, cellular component: cytoplasm. The coding region runs from base 56 to 1525 and encodes 489 amino acids. Lineage: Eukaryota; Metazoa; Arthropoda; Insecta; Hymenoptera; Apidae. The record is from RefSeq and is a predicted model, not a curated record. Gene Ontology annotation, molecular function: pyridoxal phosphate binding; carboxy-lyase activity. Gene Ontology annotation, biological process: carboxylic acid metabolic process. The transcript is spliced from 6 exons.